AUGCAACAUCUAGAGUCAGUGGGUACAGAACGCCUCAAUCAAUUGAUUGAGGAAAACGAGAAACAGGGUCACCCUGUUUCUUGUCUUAUAAAUAAUCCUUUUAUACCUUGGGUUUCUGAUGUUGCUGAAACUCUGGGAAUUCCUAGUGCUGUCCUUUGGGUUCAAUCUGCUGCUAGCUUUUCUUGUUAUUACCAUUAUCUCCUUAAAUUAGUUGCAUUCCCUACUGAAUCAAACCCAGAGCUUGAAGUUCAACUUCCCGCUAUGCCUCUACUCAAACAUGACGAAAUUCCUAACUUCUUGCACCCUUUUUCUUCUUCUCGUUAUAUUAUGUUGAAAGAAGCCAUUUUAGGUCAAUUCAAGAAAUUGUCUAGUCCAUUUUGUAUAUUAAUGGAUACUUUCCAAGAACUUGAACUUGAACUCGUUGAGCAACUUUCCAAAAUAUGUCCUAUUAAAACUGUUGGUCCAUUAUUCAAGCACCCUAAAUUAGUUUCCCCUAAUGGAUCCUCAGACGAUUUUCGUGGCGAUUUAUUCACAGCCGAUAGCGGUGUAAUACAAUGGCUGGAUUCAAAACCAAUGUCCUCUGUUGUGUACAUUUCAUUUGGGAGUAUAGUCACAUUGAAACAAGAACAAGUUGAUGAAAUGGCAUAUGGGUUGUUGAAUUCAGGGCUGAAUUUUUUGUGGGUAAUGAAGGAACCUUACACAGGGACAGGUUAUUUACCUGUAAAAUUACCAGAUGGGUUUUUGGACAAAGCUGGUGAUAAGGCUAAAAUUGUACAAUGGUGUCCACAAGAACAAGUAUUAGCACAUCCAUCUUUAGCCUGUUUUUUGACGCAUUGUGGAUGGAAUUCGACUAUGGAAUCACUAGCAAUUGGUACACCAAUAAUUGCUUUUCCUCAAUGGGGUGAUCAAGUUCUUGAUGCUAAGUAUUUAGUGGACGUAUUUAAAGUUGGGAUUCGUAUGUGUAGAGGUGAGGAUGAAAAUAGAAUUAUUCCACGAGAGGAAGUGGAGAAUUGCGUGAGGGAGGCGACGAGCGGAGCAAAGGCGGCGGAGAUGAAAGAAAACACGUUGAAAUGGAAGAAAGCGGCGGAGGAUGCGGUGGCUGAAGGUGGCUCCUCCCAGAAGAAUCUGCAGGCUUUUAUUGACGAUAUUAUCACAACAUGUACUGGUGAAAAGAUCAAGAAAUCUGGGGCCUGCAAUAAAUGUUUAUAUGGUCCCAAACAGGAGAUCGACAACCUUAUUUAGAAAUUAUAGUACUUAACUAGUUAUAGUAAAGUUGUGUAUUUAAUAUUUGAAACAUAGAAAUAGGACUAUGUUUCCAGUUUGUUAUAAUAAUCAUAGAUCCACAUUGUCCGUUUGACUGCUAAAGGAAGCUAGCUUUCUUCUAGAAACUCACGUGAAAAUUAAUAAGUACUAUUUUCUUAAACAUGUUAAGCUUCUUGAUAAAUCCUGUUAAAUUAAGUGUUAAAAGUAGUGACUUAUGCUAUUAGUUACA
Molecule: messenger RNA, 1492 nt
Organism: Nicotiana attenuata
Lineage: Eukaryota; Viridiplantae; Streptophyta; Magnoliopsida; Solanales; Solanaceae
Product: cinnamate beta-D-glucosyltransferase-like
Exons: 1
Coding region: 1-1242 (413 amino acids)
Molecular function (GO): UDP-glycosyltransferase activity
Source: RefSeq, a predicted model, not a curated record